AGUUUCAAGUCAAGCACUUUUCCAAUUUAUAACCCUCGUCUUACCUCAACUCAUAAAGAUGGUCCGCCUUCUGACUCUCGGCCUGUUCCUCAUCAGCGCCCUUACUGCGCAGGCCUGCACCUACUGCCAAUGCGAGUUCAGCGACGGCAGUCAUUGCUGUGUUUAUUCGGAUGCAAGCGUUGGAGAACUGGAUUGCACGACCUACUGUGCCAGUGCGCAUCGUGCGGACGGUGUCAGCAACGCUGAUGGAACUGCCGGGACUGCCUGCAAUGCGGGAGGCGCGUACAAGUGUGCCAGUGCGCUCGAGGCUCAGGACCGGACCUCGUGCUAUGCGGAGUGAUUGAUGGUGUGAUUGAUGGCGUGAUUGAUAGUGGUGGAUGUCUGAUCAUG
This is a messenger RNA of Aspergillus heteromorphus CBS 117.55, 390 nucleotides long. RefSeq lists its product as uncharacterized. The coding region runs from base 59 to 340 and encodes 93 amino acids. Lineage: Eukaryota; Fungi; Ascomycota; Eurotiomycetes; Eurotiales; Aspergillaceae. The transcript has 2 exons. The record is from RefSeq and is a predicted model, not a curated record.